Molecule: messenger RNA, 2538 nt
Organism: Pleurotus ostreatus (oyster mushroom)
Lineage: Eukaryota; Fungi; Basidiomycota; Agaricomycetes; Agaricales; Pleurotaceae
Exons: 10
Coding region: 1-2538 (845 amino acids)
Biological process (GO): retrograde vesicle-mediated transport, Golgi to endoplasmic reticulum; regulation of ER to Golgi vesicle-mediated transport; endoplasmic reticulum to Golgi vesicle-mediated transport
Cellular component (GO): Dsl1/NZR complex
Source: RefSeq, a predicted model, not a curated record
AUGAACCUCACCACCUCUGACCAAAUCAAGGUUCUGCUCGCUGCGCCAGAUGAUGAAAUAUCAGUCAAAGCGACAUUAGAGCUCUUGGAUGGUCGGCUCAAAAUCAUUGAUGAUUUACGCGACUUGGAGGUCGUUUUGAACGAAGCUCAACAACACCACGACACUCUCGAGUCGAAACUUGCAAAUUCGCAAGUCAAUGUCGAUUCCACGAUAACUGGGACCAGGGCCUUGGCGGCAGCUCACUUGCAUACUGCACAGGAGCUCUCCCUCGUUCGACACUCACUUGCCGAUGAGUUAGCAGAUAUAACCGAAGAUCUUCUGCCUCAUUUCUCAGACGACGGCGAACGGACGUCAACUCUAUUAGAAGAUAUACAAUCGUUGCACCGAGACUUGGACGAGCUCAGUAACUUGAAAGAGUAUGUUUUGGUAAUAGAACGCGCUGUAAAGCUGAGCGACGCCUCGGCGCAACAGACGCGCGACUUACCGCUGACGCAGCCGAUCUCUAUUUCGUCCAUAUCUCAAUACCGUGCCUUACAUGACUUUGUUGAGCAAGUUGCAGAGCAAUGCUCAACAGCCGCUGAUUCUACUGGUACUAAGACGCUUCACCUCAUUUCAUUUCUACGGACUUUGCGCGACAGGACGUGGCAGAACAUAAAAGACAUUCUAGCGGAACGUCUUCUCUCGGCGGCGGAGACGCUACAGUGGCCUCGUCCUGUUGAGUACCAUGCAGCCUCCCUAGAGCACAGGCAGGCGUUUGAACACGCUUUCGUCAACCUUCUAAGACUACAGGACUUGGCUCGUAAGGUGGUCUCCCUGGACGGCUCUGUUCGCGAAGGUUUGUAUCCAAUUCAAUCCCUAGUCCGUCCAAUCUCUCUGCGCUUCAAAUACCAUUUCGAGGGUUCUCGGGACACCAAUAAACUUGACAAGCCGGAAUGGUACUUUACGCACGUCUUGAAUGUUGCACACGAACAUCGCUCGUUCAUGGAUACUAUCGUUCAAACCCUUUUGGCAUCCGAAAAGAUACAAGGUAUCAACGCAUGGGAUGAGUUCACCUCGUUAUUGCUCCCAAUUCUUACGAAGAAACUUCGCCGCACGGUACCCGUUCUACUGCCCCACCCUUCCCUCCUAGCCCACACUAUAUACCAAGCACUUGCGUUUGACGCUGCCUUGAGAGACGAAGGGUUCCAAAUAUCUUUGACCACGUCAGCGAAGCACGAGCUAGACGAAGAUAGGUGGGAAGGGAUUAGUGAAGUCAUCCUAGGUCAGAAGGAUUGGUUCGAAGCUUGGGUGGACGGGGAAAACAAAUUUACGGAGCAACAAUACAACGAAAUCAUAUCAUCUUCUGAUGCCUGGCAAAUUGCGGACGACGGCGAGGACGACAAGUCCCGUCAUUACGACUUGAAAACGACAAAUUCUGCACGGCAGUUAAAGGCCCUAGUCGAGCAAGUUACCGGUAUGAAUUGUUCCCUUCCACUCCUCAGAUUUCUAACCCAUCCCUUCGCAGAUCGGUAUUCGCCUCUGCCCGAUUUUGCCCAGCGAACGCGUUUCUUGAUUUCCGUUCAACUGCCUCUACUUGAGCAUUACCUCGGCCGGAUAGCUUCUUCUCUGGACGCUUUCGAAAGUUACUCGUCUGUGUUCUCCCGGGCAGUACCUGGUGCUCUGGGUGUGGCGUUGGGUACCGGCGACGGUGGCGUUAAGAUGGAUACAAAUAGCCUAACGAGCGGCGUUGAAGGCGCUCAGCGACUUUGCAAAGCACUUCUCAGUGCUAAAUAUAUUGAAUCCGCUAUGGAAGCUUGGGGCGAGGAGUUGUUCUUCCUGGAGUUAUGGACCGAGAUCAACCGUCGGGCUUCUCUCAGAGCCCGCGCAACCGAGAAUCCUAAUCUUCCUGACCCACAUGCAAAUGAAUGGGAGGCCCCGCAAGAUACGAUAUUUGAGGAGCUAGUUCUUCGAUACAAGAAGGUAGCCGACCGUGCCCAAGCCAUGAUUGUUCAGCAAGUCUGUGCAGAGAUCGAUCAUGGAUUGAAGGCCCAUUUUGUCGUGAUUACCUCACGGAACCCCGAGGAGCGAGCCGACGAAAUAGCUCUUUCUCAAACACUCCUAGGCCCCGUUGCAUUGUUGUCCUCGUAUCUGACAUAUUUGCGUUCGUUGCUUUCGGAGGCGAUGCUCACGACUAUAUAUCGGAAUAUAGCUACACACCUCGCAGAACACAUUCUGAGCCGAGGUAUACUCUACCGUGGCCGUUUCGACCUGAGCGCUGCAAAAGCUAUUUCGGCCGAAUGUGAACUCUGGGUAGAGACUUGUCAUGCCGGCGUACGAGGGACAAUGAGCCGCAGUCGCGUAGAGGCCCCAUGGCUUGGCUUGCUUCAAGCGGCUAGGAUAGUCAGCACGGAGGGUAGUGUCUGGGAGGAGUUAACAAACACGGUAUUCGAGGCGGGAGAUGCAUGGAGUGCGACAACGUCCAAAGUUGUCGGUGUAAACCAACUUGGGCGAGAGGAAGUUCAGCGAAUUCUGCGCUGCCGGCAGGAAUGUCCACAGUAG